AUGUCGGACUGGAAGGUCCUAAAGGAUAAGGAUGGCAACGCCAUCAAGUGGCAAUUCCUUGAGGAAUUACAUAAAUUACAAGAGUCAGAGGGCUUACAUCUUGCCAAUAAGCUCCGAUCCGCUCAUAUCAAAUGGAAGCCACAGAAAAUGAAGGUAAACCUAGCAGCACAGGCACUCAGUUCGAGUGUUGCAGAUGCCUUGGAGUAUUGUGAAGCUGAAAUUGCCACAAUUUCAAGGAUGUGGUCCAACAGUACAAUGUAUUCGUGUUUUUGUUCAUCUUUUUGAUGUUCUGAAUUCCAGGAAUCCGUUGGCGAGAAAUUUCAAGGCACCAAUUAGAAGAUCAAACUAUCAGUACACAAAGAGGUUUCUAGAUGAGGCAAGUGAGUACAUUCGAAAUCUGAAAGGUCCAGACGGUCGGUCGAUCCUUACAUCAAAAAGGAAAACAGGAUUUCUUGGUUUCCUUUUGUGCAUUCAUGCUGUUGUGGGAUUAGCAGAAGAUCUCGUUAAUGCGGAGAAUCCUGUCCUGAAGUAUCUCCUGAUGUACAAGAUGAGCCAAGAUCACUUGGAAUGAUUCUUUUCAGCUGUGCGAGCUUGUGGUGGGUGGAAUAAUAAUCCAACAACUUGCCAAUUCGUAGCAGCAUACAAGCAACUGCUGAUGAGGCACAACAUCAAAGGAGGAUGUGGAAACUGCACUCCUCAAGAUGAUACGGAGAUAUUGAACAGUGUCCAGGAUCAACAUGAAAUCAACUCCGUACCUACUGGAAUUUCUGAUAUGGCGAUUGCAAGGAGAUAUGACUUGGAGAUGAGACAGUGA
This is a messenger RNA of Paramuricea clavata, 814 nucleotides long. The record is from the annotation of a GenBank genome assembly. NCBI's taxonomy places the organism in Eukaryota, Metazoa, Cnidaria, Anthozoa, Malacalcyonacea, Plexauridae.